AUGGGAAUCUUUGUUGACAAUCGAUCCAUCUGUAUUUGUCCUAAUCAUAAAUUUGGUCGUCGAUGUCUUCCUACUAAUGCACUCGGUCACAUUCAUGAUAAUUCAACAUGUCAACAUGGUGGUCAAUGUAUUCCUGCAGAUCAAUACAUUGUACCGGAACAACAAUAUCACUGUAUCUGUCCACAAGGCCAAAGUAUAUGUGAGAAUGCGGGUCAGUGUUUUCAAGAUACUCCUGAUGGUCCACACAGAUCCAUAUAUAUUUUUUCUUUAUGUUAUUAUGGUACACGUUGUCAGUUUCGUACAAGUGGGCUUGGCUUAUUGCUGGAUGGCACCCUAGGUUAUCACAUGAUACCGCGCGUUCGUCUGCUAGAUCAACCAAGAAUAGUCACAGUUAGUCUUGUGUUAACUUUAGUAUUUAGGUUAAUCGGAUAUAUUGAUGAUAUUCUUACUUUAAUAACAUUCACAAAGAAACCUACAUGUGAAGUUGCUUGUGGUUUAUACCCAUUCGGUUCAUCGAUUAUUACCAUACUGACAACAAUGGUCUUUGCAUUGAAAUUUUGGAUAAAAGGCUUAUAUAUCAAAUCGAAUAUUUUUACAAAUUCAAUGUAUAGCUCUCGAUUUUUUUCUCACCAUGGAUCAAUGGCUGAAUGCAUGUGUUGCUACUGA
Molecule: messenger RNA, 666 nt
Organism: Rotaria socialis
Lineage: Eukaryota; Metazoa; Rotifera; Eurotatoria; Philodinida; Philodinidae
Source: the annotation of a GenBank genome assembly